CGAGCCGGUGGCACCUCAGGGCCCACCCCCGCCUCAGGCCUCAUCGGCCGUGGGAGGCCGCAGGGCCGCGCCCCCGCCGCGCUGAGGGCUCAGCGGCCUCUCGGCUUUGUCGCCCCCGCAGGGUCGCCAGCGCAGCUGCGGUCCAGGUGUGCAGUGCUUGAGGGGGAGGCAGCCUCCACAGAGAACGCUGCAGUCAGAAAUAUUUACCAGUGUCCGCUAAUGCCUGGUGGCAUUCUGGUCCCCAGUCCCCUAUGAAUUCAUCACUGCCGCGUUCUGCUUCCCCCCAGAAACUUAGCCCAAGCCUUGAGAACAGCAGCAUUCAGAAACAGAGGGAAGAACUCCAGCUUUUAAUUGCAAAAAUGAAAGAUCGUGAUAAGGAACUCGAUGACAUGGUUGCAGUGUAUCAGAGACGGCUUCUUGCCUGGGAAGAUGAUCAGCAAAAAAUACUGACUUUAGUAGAACAAUGCAACUUAUUAAACAAUGAGCUGAACAAGAUAAAUGAAAUUAUAAAAUCACUGAACAAAAGGUUAAAGUUCUUAGAAUCUCAGCAGAAUGACAGUAAGACAACGCUUGAAAAUACACCACAGAAGUUUAAGGAGCUGUCUCAAAAAGUGACAGAUGGAACUGUUCACUGUCGGGCUCUGAAGGAGAAAGAUCAAAGUCUCCACUGCUUAGUUUUGGAACUGUCUGCUAAAACUGGCCAGCUGCAGGCGAGGGAACAGGAACUUCUUACUAUGCUUAAGCUGAAGGACGAGGUUAUACUUGAAACAACUGAUCACAUUACGGAGUUUACGUCUAAAUUUAAAAAGCUGGAAAGUGCAUUGCAUGCAUCAAAGACAGAGGAAUUCAGUCUCAACAAAGAAAAUCAAGACCUCAAACUGAGACUGAAAGAACUAAUACUUGAAACAAAUAAGUUGAAAGAUGACCUCUGUGAAAAAAUGAGAGAAAAUAAUAAGCAGCAGGAAGAAAUUAUUUACCUGAAACAAGAAAACGUUUGCCUGAGGAAUGAGCUUGCGCUUACUGUUGAGAAAGCAAAGCGAAAGGAUCAACUUCUUCAGUUUGCCAAGUCUAAACAAGCGCAGACUGACAUAGAACUAUCAAGUUUGCGACAGAUCUAUAUAAGACAGCAGCAUGACUUGCAAUUUCUUCAUGUCAAUUUGGAGAGCUCUCAGGAAUCAAGGCAAAAGCAUGAAAAGGUGGCACAUGAAAGCAUAGGUAUGGCAUUCUCUGCCCCUGAAAGUAACAUCAAGACAGACACGGUUAGGACUGAGAGAACCCACGAGAUAUGCGAGGAGUGUGGAGCUGCACAAGUUCCAAAAAGUAGGGUAAAAACCACCACUGAGAUGUGUGAAGUAGAUAAUAGACUGUUACCGAAUGCAUCAGACUUGGUGGAAGCUACCUCAGCAUACUUAAACCAAUGUCAAAAAGUUGUGAAAGUCUCGGCUCUCCUUAAGGAAGAAGAAGAAAAGCAGGAUGUUGCAUCAAGCUCUGAUGAGCUAGGCAGGAAAGUAUUUUGUGAGGCAAACAACAUAAGGCCAUUGAGAAACAGGGAAAUUUCUGAGAAUGGAGUGGGAAGCAGAGACCGGCAAACCUUUGAGUCAUCUUUACCUGAAUAUGAGUGUUGGCUUAACGUCAGUUCUUGUGUAGAUUUGCAAAAUACUGUGAUCCAGAGCACCGUCACAUCUGACAAAACUGAUAAUGGAAAUAAAAGCUGGGAAGAGAGAACUGGAGUUCUCUUUGGCCAAAGAAGCAGAGAGACUCCCGCUGCAAUUCACGACUCUGAAUCUGAUUCCUGUAGCGAUAACGUCAGUGUAAAAAAAGAUGCACGGUGGAAGCCAAUAUCAGAUCUGGAAUGGUUGAAUAUUUUCAAACCCAUAAAAGGAGAUGGAAGUAUAUGGCAUGGAAAAGAUUGCAGCUAUCUCAAGACUGCACAAGAUAUGAAAUGUGCCAGCUCGAAAAGUGAAGAAAAUGUGGAUCUGAAGUCUUUUCACUUGGAUUCUCCCUGUUUGACAUCCACGCAGAAGGGAGACAGGCCUCAAAGAUGUGACAAAUUCUCUGAUGAAGACUCCCCUCUGGAGAUCGGUAACCUUUCAGUGACUAAGCCAACUAACAGAUGCUGCAGUGCAACCAAGGACCAAGUCAGUAUUGUAUUGCAGAAGGAUGCUGGUUCCCCCAUAAGUAAGCUGCAGCGUGCGUUGGCUGAGUCCCGACAGAUGGUUGCUGAUCUGGAGCUUAGCACUCUGCUCCAUGCGAGCCCUCGCUGCAGUCCAAACAGCAGCAACGUUAAUACGACAGCAGAACUUGCAGAAGCUCUUCACAGAACCCAGUUACCUGCUGCAAAAGAAAGAGAUGCUAAGCUUCCAUUCUUUUCUCUAUGAUGUUCCGUAAGUAUGAGUUCCGUGUUUUCAACUUGAUUUUUUUGUUGGUUUUUUUUUUGUUUCUCUCUUUAUAAGUGCAUCUGCAAUAUUAAUACAAGUUAUGGACUUCUGGGAUGAGCCUGACACAAGAUUCUAAGUGCACUGCUCUGAAUGCAUUUCCAAUAAAACUGUUGCGAGUACUGUAACAGUAAACAUAUUAAGGCAGCAAGUAAUUCCUUUAGUCAAGUAAUUAAGCUUUUCUCAGGCAUGUUCCUCAUCCUCUGGGCAGUCAGAUCUCGAAGCUCCAUCCUCAAGUACCUGCACUCCGCUUAUUGUGGUUAAAAUCCUUCUGUGUGUUACAGAUAACAGGAUCAAGGAUAUGAACAUUGUUGAAUAAGAGGUUGGGAAGUGUUUUUCAGUGCCAUGGCCAAGGGCCAUUUUAGGAUAUUGUUCCUGGGCUCAAAGCUCCAAAAGUAGAAUGUAUUGAAUAGAUCUGUUUCAGAAUAUAAAAAGCAGCCUUGCCCAUAGCAGAUUGUAUUUUUCUUUUUGAAUCAGGAAAUUUCUCACUCUCUGAUUAUUUGUUCUGCUAAUGUAAAUUGGAUGCUUGUAGUAGGCACCAUGUUGUCUGGUUCUGAGGACAAAAGAGUAACCAGAGAUGGUUAAAAUACCAAACACCAUGUGAAACUGAGUAAGAAUUAGCAACAAUGCGGGGGAAAAUAGACAAAAAAAGAAAUCUUCAAGUGCUGAUACAACACAAGCACAUGUCUGCAGUGGGAAGUUACCACACAGCGAGCUGAGUGUGAAGCUGUGUGGCACUGGAUUUCUCAUACUGACCAACUUCGAUCCCCAGGGAGCUGGCGCUCAGUUCUUCUCUCUCAGUAUAUUCAAACUGCAGCCUCUGAACUGUUUCUCCUGUGCAGAGCCAAAGCCUCCAUGCCCCUGGGGAGUGGUGUUGGUUUGUAGCACCCUCAUGUUCUGCUGUUUCUGCAUUAAGUCUGGAGACAUUAAGUUGUCUUUCAAAAUAAGUUGGGUCUGCUUAGUGCACGCUAAUGAAGCUCUCGGAGGAAAUGAAUGCUGAGUAGCUGGAAUGCCGUACCUCACUCUGCUGUAAUGUUCCUGUGUAGAGAGCUCUUCUUUUCCUAAAAAAGAGCUCUAAGGGAAAAAGAAGCUGGAGGUUUUAUAGAUUGAAGCCAGCACUGUGACUUGCGUCCUGAAACUACUGAUGUUAAAAAGUUUCAGGAGCAAAUCCCCAAAAUUGCUGAGCACCAUGCUGAUAAUACAGCAAAGCAGUAAGCGUACGCUUAGCCUACAGAAAUAAUCUCAUUUGCUUCAAGUGAGAAAGAACUGGUGGAACAAACGUGCCCACAAUUCACUGUCGAUCCAUGACAAGAAUUAGUGACUGUGCAAGUCACUGGCUGCUGCAUAAUGCUUAUUUUCUUUGUUCAUUAAAAGGCACUGAAACACUGUGAUCAGUUAAAUCCAAAGCAGCAUUUGCAGAGUUGAUAGCAGGUCCAGAAAUAACAAAUGUUUGUGCAAUUUUGUAUAGAAAAGUGAUUGAAUUCAUUUUGAUUGAAUGUUGUUUUUUUUUAAUUGCUUUGAAAUCAUUAAAGGGCAGGUGCACUGAUAAACAUUACGUUAAUUUCCUAACUAACUGCCAGGGAUUUAGCCAUUUUCUUCAGUUGCUUUUCCUUUAGAGAGAAAUUGGGUGGGGGAGAGUUGAAGCACAGAGGAGGAAAGCAAUGAGUAAAAGGAUAUAUUCAGUUUUGGACACCAUAGCAUGUGCCACUGCUCAUAAACUGUGACUCAGUGGCUGGGCGAGGGCACAAAGAUCACUUCUUUUUGCAAAACAAACUGGAAAGAUUUUAUUUCAUAACACUCCAGUGGUGUCCCUGAGACUGUUGUCUUUCUGUGAAGUCCUUUGCUUACCUUUCUCCUCUUUAUAUUUUUCUUCUAUGUUUUUAUCCUGUUUGAAGUGCGAAAAUUUAGAUAGUAAAUCAACACAUACGUGAUUGCUUAAAAUAUUUUGGAGGAAAUUUUCCUGUCUUUUAAUACAAAUGUUUAAUUUUCUGCAGUGAAUGAAGAAGUUUCUGAUAUAGAAUUAAUUCUGAGAACUGAAAAUCAUCCACCUGUCAGCUACAGUGGAAAGUUACCCUGUUUUUUCUAUGGUUCUUUGAGUGUUUGAAAGACUCACAAGUGGCAAAAAGAUAUGGCUAUGCAGGCAUAUUUUAUCUUGAAAUAAAACAUAGAAUUAUGCCAAGAUUAACAAAACUAUUUUUAUAACCGAGAGCUCAGGUUAAAUAGUAGCUUGUUUUUUAAGAAUUUUGUGUGUAAUUGUUAUGACAUAGGACCUAUUUUUCUUACUUUUUUUUUUUUCUUUUUUUAUGGUAACUCAGAAAUAUUUAUAGAGUAUGACACAGCCAAGCAUUCAAUUUUUUUUUUGUUAGGUUAUUGUUUUUGUUCUGGACUUCUUGCCCUGUAGAGAUGAAUAAUGUUUAUAGGAAGUUCCCAAUUAGUGUUGCAGCCAGGAACUGCCUCCUACAUGGUCAAAAUGGAAGAGCUCUCACCCAAAGAUGGGCAAAACUUCCACGGGCAGGAGCCCUUUAUCCUCACAAAAGCCUGUAACCAGAUCAGGUGUGUGUAUGGGCUCCGUUAGCUCUGUACAGCAGCCAGGCAUAAUGGCACUGGCUUUUUUAGCAUUUCAACUGGUUUUACUUUUGACUAUUGGGGAAGGCAUGUUCCAUUAUCACAGUUUAAACUUACUUUUUAACUAAAAGAUUAAAUAAGCUAAUAAAGGUGCUACCUCUCCUGUA
Tyto alba (common barn owl) is the source of this 5167-nucleotide messenger RNA. RefSeq names its product coiled-coil domain containing 62 (gene CCDC62). The record is from RefSeq and is a predicted model, not a curated record. Bases 252 to 2378 code for a protein of 708 amino acids. Lineage: Eukaryota; Metazoa; Chordata; Aves; Strigiformes; Tytonidae. The transcript has 12 exons.